CUAACAUAUUGGGGCUAAGACAUUAGCUUGUUUAGCUAGUUUCAUAUAAAAAGCAUUGGCUGCAGUGAAUCCGUCAACAGUUAGCAAACGCUUUACAAUACUUCAACAUGUUCAAGAUUCUGCUCCUUACCGCACUCGUAGCCUACGCUUGCGCCGAUAACAUCGACAAAGAUGCGCAAGUGCUGAGCUUCAAGAACGACGUCGCCGAUCCGGAAGGUAACUACGCGUACGCCUUCGAAACCAGCAAUGGCAUACAGCAACAGGAAGCUGGCAACACAGUCGGUGUAGCCGGUCAAUACGAAUAUGUGUCACCGGAAGGCGAGAAAAUCUCCAUUAGCUACACAGCCGAUGAGAAUGGUUUCCAACCCAGCGGCGCACAUCUGCCCACACCACCACCAAUUCCAGAAGCUAUCGUGCGCGCUUUGGAAUACAUUGCAGCGCAUCCCGCCGCCCCAUAAGCCGGCUGGUGGAAGUUAGUGUGUGAGAGAGAGAGAGAGAGCGAGUGGCGCUAUAAAUACACUACACGAAAUGUGCGAACUGCCGUUAAUCAAAUGCAGUGUUGUAAAGUGAAGUGAAGUUUAGAUUAGUAUGUAGAUAUGGCCAAGUUGGAAGCUAAAUUGCAAUGCUGAAUUAUUUAAUAAAUCUAAAUAAUAGUUACCUA
Molecule: messenger RNA, 661 nt
Organism: Bactrocera tryoni
Lineage: Eukaryota; Metazoa; Arthropoda; Insecta; Diptera; Tephritidae
Product: pupal cuticle protein Edg-78E-like
Exons: 2
Coding region: 108-458 (116 amino acids)
Cellular component (GO): chitin-based extracellular matrix
Molecular function (GO): structural constituent of chitin-based larval cuticle
Source: RefSeq, a predicted model, not a curated record